Molecule: messenger RNA, 3329 nt
Organism: Amorphotheca resinae ATCC 22711
Lineage: Eukaryota; Fungi; Ascomycota; Leotiomycetes; Helotiales; Amorphothecaceae
Exons: 5
Coding region: 67-3291 (1074 amino acids)
Biological process (GO): rRNA acetylation involved in maturation of SSU-rRNA
Cellular component (GO): nucleolus; 90S preribosome
Molecular function (GO): 18S rRNA cytidine N-acetyltransferase activity; ATP binding; tRNA binding
Source: RefSeq, a predicted model, not a curated record
CGACCGAACCUAUCCGUGUGCAUGUCGCCCUCGAGAGGAACUUGACAAGACUAUAGGAGAGCAAGCAUGGCGACAAAGGCCUUAGAUUCGCGCAUUCAGGCGCUUCUGCGCAAUGGGGUCCAGGAAAAGAAACGAAGCUUUAUCGUGGUCGUUGGAGAUCAUUCAAAAGAUGUCAUUGUCCAUCUCCACUAUAUAAUGUCCAGUAUGGAUAUAAAAAAUCAGAACAGGUCAAUCCUAUGGGCAUACAAGCACAAGCUUCUGGGAUUUACUAGUCACCGGAAAAAGCGAGAGCAAAAGAUCAAGAAGGAAAUCAAGCGUGGCAUACGAGAGGCGAAUACUGAGGAUCCAUUCGAGCUUUUUGUUUCCCUCAACAACAUCCGCUAUGUCUACUACAAAGAGACGGAUAAGAUUCUGGGAAAUACCUAUGGGAUGUGCAUAUUGCAGGACUUUGAAGCAAUUACACCCAACUUACUCGCCAGGACUAUUGAGACGGUUGAAGGAGGAGGUCUUGUGGUACUGCUCCUAAAAGGGAUGACGAGUUUGAAACAGCUCUACACCUUAUCUAUGGAUGUCCACUCGCGAUACCGAACUGAAGCACACGACGAUGUUACCGCCAGGUUCAACGAACGCUUCAUACUGUCACUGGGUAAAUGCGAAUCGUGUCUCGUCAUUGACGACGAAAUGAACGUGUUGCCAAUUUCUGGUGGCAAGAACGUGAGGGCGUUACCACCUCCGGAUCUCGAUCAGCCCAAAAGUGAGGCACAGAAAGAAUUGGAUGCCAUAAAGGAGGCAUUGCAAGAUGUACAACCGACGGGAUCUUUGGUCACGUUGGCAAAAACAGUGGACCAAGCGAAGGCACUUGAGACCUUUGUGGAUGCCAUUGCGGAGAAAACAUUGAGGAGCACCGUUGCUCUUACGGCAGCUCGAGGAAGAGGAAAAUCAGCUGCUUUGGGAGUAGCUGUUGCUGCGGCCGUUGCUCAUGGGUACAGUAACAUCUUCAUCACAUCUCCAAGUCCCGAGAAUCUGAAGACCCUCUUUGAAUUUAUAUUCAAAGGUUUUGAUGCCCUGAACUACAUGGACCACGUCGACUAUUCAAUUAUUCAAUCAACCAACCCCGAUUUCAAUAAAGCUGUUGUCCGCGUGAAUAUUCACCGCCAACAUCGCCAAACCAUCCAAUAUAUCAGGCCACAAGACGCUCAUGUUCUUGGGCAAGCUGAGCUACUCGUUAUCGACGAGGCAGCAGCAAUACCGUUACCUCUUGUCCGAAAGCUAAUGGGACCAUAUCUUGUUUUCAUGGCCUCAACAAUCAAUGGUUAUGAAGGCACGGGCAGAUCAUUAUCACUAAAAUUGGUCCAGCAACUUCGAGAACAGUCGAGGGGCAUAAGCAAGGCCAGCGAAAAGCCCGAUGCGGAAGUCGCUGAUCGUUCAACCGGAAAAGCUUCAAAAAUUGCCGACGGUCCUUUCACAGGGGGUCGGACACUCCGAGAAAUUACUCUUUCGGAGCCAAUCCGUUACGCGAAGGGGGAUGCAGUGGAAAAGUGGCUUAAUACAGUUCUCUGUCUUGAUGCUACUCUACCAAGAUCGAGGGCGAACACCCUUCAAGGAUGUCCCGAUCCAUCCCAGUGCCAGCUCUUACAAGUUAACCGCGAUACCCUGUUUUCCUUUCACGAGGUUUCAGAAAAGUUCUUGCAACAGAUGGUUGCACUCUAUGUUGCUAGUCACUACAAGAAUUCGCCUGACGACCUCCAACUUAUGAGUGACGCUCCAGCCCAUCAGCUUUUCGUCCUCGUUCCACCCACACCAGAAGAUAGCAAACAUUUACCCGAGCCCCUGUGCGUUAUACAGGUAGCACUUGAAGGUAAAAUCAGCAAAGAGAGCGUUCUUAAUAGCCUAAGUAGGGGAAAGAGGGCAGCUGGUGACCUCAUACCUUGGAUUGUCAGUCAGCAAUUCCAGGACGAGGAUUUCGCUGGGUUAUCUGGUGCUCGUAUCGUCAGGAUAGCGACAAAUCCUGAUUAUAUCAAGAUGGGGUAUGGAUCAAAAGCCCUUGAACUCCUCAAAGACUUUUACGAGGGAAAAUUCACGAAUCUUUCUGAAGAUGCGAACGGUUACGUUGAGGAAACGAUAACACGAGUUACGGACGCAGAGCUCGCCAAUUCAUCAUUGCUUGACGACGAUAUCAAAGUAAGGGAUAUUCGGAAGAUGCCUCCCUUAUUCUCCAAACUAGCCGAAUGUCGACCGGUCAGCCUUGAUUAUGUUGGCGUAAGCUUUGGCCUUACACAGGCCCUUCACAGGUUCUGGAAGCGCGCUUCAUUUUCCCCUGUGUAUCUGCGACAAACCCCUAAUGACUUGACCGGAGAGCACACUUGCGUUAUGAUCCACGCAUUAGAGAAUAGCCCCGAUCAAUCAUGGCUUGGAGCAUUCUCACGAGAUUUCCAGCACCGAUUCCUAAAGCUCCUGUCAUACCAGUUCCGAGAAUUUCCAUCAGUUCUUGCUCUCGGUGUUGAUGAAUCUGCAAACAUAGGCUCAAGACUCGACACUACUAACCCGCCGCAACCUUUGACUAAAUCAGAUCUGGAUAGGGAGUUCUCCUCGUUCGAUCUCAAGCGCCUAGAAUCAUAUGCUAACAAUAUGCUCGAUUAUCACGCUGUGCUGGAUCUUAUUCCACAAUUGGCAAUGAUGUACUUCACAGGACGUCUGAAAUCUGACGUCAAACUCUCGGGUGUCCAAGCGUCCAUCUUGUUAGCAGUUGGAUUGCAGCGCAAGGACUUGUCUUCAAUUGAGCAAGAGCUGUCACUUCCAUCCUCUCAAUUGCUGGCAAUGUUCAUCAAGAUCAUGCGGAAGAUGAGCUCGCAUCUCAGCUCUUUGGUUUCUGAGGCAAUAGCAGCGGAUAUGCCCAAGAAGGAGGCUAUCGGAGUGAGCAGAGCAGAUGCCAACGGCGCUUUCGAUGACGAAAUUAUUGACACGCGGUUUGCGCCUCUGGAGACUACAUUAGAGGAUGAGCUUGAGGAAGGUGGUGACGAGGCUUUGAAGGCAUUGAGAGAGAAGCAAAGAGAGUUGAUUGAUGCUCUGCCCCUGGAUCAAUAUGAAAUCGAGGAAGGCGCCCCUGGAUGGGCUGAUGCGGAGAAGCAAGUGCUCAAUGCCACGAAGAGUGGACAGAAGAAUCUGGUAGUGAGCGUGAAGAGUAACAAAAAGAGAAAGCCUGGUGAAACUGCUGCUGAGAUUUAUGAGGCGGAACUGGGAGAAAAGGCGCAUAAGAAGGCGAAAAAAGGGUCAAAAAAGAGUCAUGCAUAGUUUUUCAGUAGCUUGUGUUCGUUGGUUUUGUACAGGCU